Messenger RNA from Oryza sativa Japonica Group (Japanese rice), 1922 nucleotides. RefSeq names its product protein MAIN-LIKE 1-like. Lineage: Eukaryota; Viridiplantae; Streptophyta; Magnoliopsida; Poales; Poaceae. The record is from RefSeq and is a predicted model, not a curated record. Gene Ontology annotation, biological process: meristem maintenance; meristem development.
CAUAAGAAAACUAGGUGCCCGAAGCGAGACAAGUCUAAGGAUCGACCGAAAAAGCGCCGUAGGACGGGGGGAGGUGGUGAGGGUAGCACACAGGAUGGAGCACUUUCCGGGGUUGGAGGAUUUCUACGAGGAGAAGCACCGGGCCCCACAGAUUGCCAGCGGAGAGCGCUUGAAGACCCUUCGAGUCAGAGGUCACACGGCGCACAUACUGUUCGACGACCGGUACGUCCCGUACCUACGGCGGGCUAAGCUCUUGGCGUUCGUGACCAUGGCGCAGCGACCGGUGCCUCUGUACAACGCCGCUGCUCUGACGGCCCUAGUGGACCGGUGGCGUCCAGAGACACACACCUUCCACCUACCGUGCGGGGAGCUGACGGUCACUCUGGAGGACGUCGCCAUGAUCCUGGGUCUUCCUAUCCGGGGUCAGGCGGUCACAGGUGACACAGCGUCGGGGAACUGGAGGGAGAGGGUCGAGGAGUACCUUGGUCUGGAGCCUCCAGUGGCACCUGAUGGUCAGAGGCAGACAAAGACAUCAGGGGUUCCUUUGAGUUGGUUGCGAGCCAACUUUGGUCAGUGUCCCGCUGAGGCAGACGAGGCUACAGUACAGCGAUACUGCAGGGCGUACGUGCUGUACAUCUUCGGCAGUAUUCUGUUCCCUGACUCUGGUGGAGAUAUGGCUUCUUGGAUGUGGCUGCCGUUGCUCGCGGACUGGGACGAGGCGGGUACCUUCAGCUGGGGGUCGGCUGCCCUAGCCUGGUUGUACCGGCAACUCUGUGAUGCUUGCCGAAGGCAAGGCGGGGACGCGAACCUAGCAGGCUGUGUUUGGUUGCUACAGGUUUGGAUGUGGAUGAGGCUUCCAGUUGGUCGGCCCAUGUGGAGGACCCAUCAGGCUUGGCCGCACCAGGAUGCAGACCGACGUCCCACUGUAGCUCACCUGUGGGAAUCGGUCCCAUCUCCAGUAGUAGGCCGCAGGAAUUUGGCGUACUACCACUACACAAACGAGAUGGACUACCUACAGCCAGAACAUGUGGUGUGGAUGCCAUAUCAGGCACAGGAAGUGCUCGAGCUAGAACUGAAUCCCAUGUGCCAUAUAGAGGAUGCGUUGAAGACCCUACGGUGCCCACUGAUCUGCUUCUAUGCAGUGGAGUUCCAGAUGUGCCACCGCGUGAUGCGGCAAUUCGGGAGGCUUCAAACAAUCCCGCACCGUUUCUCCACGAGUAUCGACCUACACAAGUUAGUAAUUUCACUUAACAAUUUUUAUGCAGAGACUACGGCAGCGAUGUCGGAAGUUGGCAGCAAGGCUCGGCUGCAGGUCGACUGAUGUGGUCGAACAUGCUCAUGCCCACCAAGAGGGGGAUGAAGAAGGGGAGGUGGGUGACGAGGAGGGCGAGCAAGACAAAGAGGCGGAGGAAGGAGAUGAGGAGGAAGAAGGGGAUGAGGACAGAGAAGAGGAGGCGGAUGAGCUCGGUCCCUCGCAGCUAGAGGACGCACCAGAGUCGUCACAGCCGGAUAUCUCGCAGCCCGGCCCGUCUCGACCACGAAGCCGGCGGGCUCCUUCGCAGGACUGGAGGUACACCCCCGACGUGCCUCGUCCUCGCACUAGAGGUAGGAGGAGGUGAGUGCAUGGUUCAAUGGAUGGAUGGAUAGAUGGAUGGACUCGACUGGAUGUAUGGACUGGAUGUAUGGACUCGACUGGAUGUAUAGACGAGGAUCGAUGGGAUGUUUUUAUUUCUUAUAUGUAUGGACUUCAUAUAUGGAUGUAUUGAUGGAUUCUAUGGAUGUAUGGAAUGAUGUUGGGAUUGAUGGAUGGAUGUAUGUUUUGUAUGGUUCUCUGGAUAUAUUACUGCCUGUAAAUUUCUGUCAUUUGAUGUUUGCCUGUGUUGUGUGCAAAGUUUUGCUAAAGUUUAGCAGGGCUGGGACGU